Molecule: messenger RNA, 1309 nt
Organism: Daphnia pulicaria
Lineage: Eukaryota; Metazoa; Arthropoda; Branchiopoda; Diplostraca; Daphniidae
Product: beta-1,4-N-acetylgalactosaminyltransferase bre-4-like
Exons: 4
Coding region: 44-1186 (380 amino acids)
Biological process (GO): glycosphingolipid biosynthetic process; carbohydrate metabolic process
Molecular function (GO): N-acetyl-beta-glucosaminyl-derivative 4-beta-N-acetylgalactosaminyltransferase activity
Source: RefSeq, a predicted model, not a curated record
GGUUCCUUGACAGUCUAGUCCAUACCGCCAUCCCGACUAGACGAUGGUCUCUGUCACCUCCCAACUGCGGGCCAUCAUUCGCCCGUUGGCCAUCACUUGCAUCAUUGUUCUCUUUUUCGUGUUUUUGUUUAACUACAAUUUGAGCAGCUAUCGGUCGGAGAAUUCUAUUUCGUACGUCGCACUGGGUUUAAUCGGUAAAACAUCAGAAGCGUCGAGCGUAUUAGGAAAUGCCACACCCAAAAUGUUGGCGGAAAUCAAAACGAACGCAAGUGAAAUUGAAAAAUUAACAAAUUUAGUUCCUCGUGUUGAGCAGAAAUUAAUUGAAUUAUGUCCGCUUGUUUCGCCCAAAUUAGUUGGCUGGACUAAUAUCACUUCGGAGAUGAAGGAAGCCCUUCUGAAAAUAGACCAAGUUCAAGUUGAAUUAAAAAUGAAAGAGGCCGGACUCGGAAUUGGCGGAAGAUACGAGCCGAUCGAAUGCCGAUCACGACACAAAGUGGCCAUCGUCGUCCCUUACCGAGACAGAAAAGAUCAUCUGACGGUAUUCCUGCACUAUCUGCACCCAUUUUUACAGCGACAGCAACUCAAUUACGUCAUUAUAAUCGUGGAACAAUCUGCAGGUACGCCGUUCAAUCGAGGAAUGCUAAUGAAUAUUGGUUUCAACGAAGCUCAGUUGCAGGAAACAUUUCAAUGUUUCAUCUUUCACGAUGUCGAUUUCCUACCGGAAGACGACAGCAAUCCCUACACCUGUCCGGAAGACGGAAGGCCUCGUCAAAUGUCAUUUUCCAUCGAUUACUGGGACAAUUACAAGCCGACACCUAGAAGCCAUUUCGGAGGUGUGACCGCAUUAUCCACCGCCGAUUUCCAAAGAAUCAACGGCUAUUCAAAUUCUUUCUGGGGUUGGGGCGGAGAAGAUGAUCAACUGUUUCAGCGUGUCAAAUUCAAUAAUCUGACGGUUGUGAGGGCCUUCGACGAGCAGCCAUUGCUGGUCCACAAAGCCCGCUACAAGACGCAGUCCCACCAAAAAGCCCAGCCUAAUCCAGACCGGAAACAGGUUCUCGCUGAAGGCAACGUCCGGUUCAAAACCGACGGGCUCUUCGAUCUGAAAUAUCAGCGACUCAAUUUGCAAUUCAAACCUCUUUACACUCACAUUCUCGUGGAUAUCCAGCCACGCCCAAUCAAGUCUUGAAUUUUCGUAUAACGUUGGGAGAUCCUUGGGUCUUCAGUGCUGUCAAGUUGUCAUCCAAGAUUUAAAAUGGCCAUUUUUGUAUUCUGUUAUCAUAGUCAAAAAUAUCAGAAAUUUUUUCGUUUG